This is a messenger RNA of Triticum dicoccoides, 5000 nucleotides long. Its product is annotated as ribosome biogenesis protein BRX1 homolog 2-like. The transcript is spliced from 19 exons. NCBI's taxonomy places the organism in Eukaryota, Viridiplantae, Streptophyta, Magnoliopsida, Poales, Poaceae. Gene Ontology annotation, biological process: ribosomal large subunit assembly; rRNA processing. The record is from RefSeq and is a predicted model, not a curated record. Bases 3863 to 4819 code for a protein of 318 amino acids. Gene Ontology annotation, molecular function: rRNA binding. Gene Ontology annotation, cellular component: nucleolus.
GAGACGCAAUUGAGCAAGACCUAGCCUGGGGGUCUCCGCACGAGCCCCUUCUCUCUUUGACACCGCCGCUUCCUCUCCUCUCCUCUCUCGAUUCUCCUCCCCUGCGUCUCCUCUUCCGCGCAGAUGAGGCACAUGUUCCGGGCUAGCAGCGAUUGCAGGGGGCGCUGUUGCAGAUCCUCAUCGUUUCUCGGGGAGAGGAGCUCGUCAAUGAUCCAUUUUUUCCCAUGGAUUCGCGAUGGAGCUGCUCUAGGAGGAGCUUCUUCUUUGGACGCCAUGGAAAUCUUCAAGGAGAGGAACACGCGGCUGAAGAACUCGACAUGGAGGAUCUGAAACCUCGCAAGGAAGAAGGAGAGGUACGUCAGCAACAAGUACAAGGCGGUGAUCAGAGGAGAAGCGCACUGUACGAUGCAUAUCGGAGAAAAAGGCGCACUACAGGUUCUCCUGGUACUAAAAGAAGUUGGAGCUGCAAACUGAAUGUUCAGGGAAGCCAAGAUCGGCUGAUAUGAAACUGUACCUCCUGUUCAAGAUACUGUCAUGGCAACGGUGGAAGGCUGCAGAGGACACAUCCUGAAUUGGUGUUCUUUGCAAUGCCCUGGUGACCGGCGCCAGCAACACACUAUGGCCCGCCAGUCGCACUGAACGGCGGCGUGAACCAUCUGGUUAAGGGAGUAGUGGCGCAGAAGACGACGACGUGGCAGAUGAUGGAUUGGAUUGUCCCUGUCGGCGGCGCGGCAGCUGGGUUGUGUGCGCAGGCGCAGCCGACAUAGAGGAGGAAGAACCGCCGCUCACGACCUCGCACUACGACGGCGCAUCUUCUACUAUCUCACCGGUGGAGUCCUAGAUCUGGGAUCGUGAGAAGCAAGUGUACAUCUAGGGAUUUAUUUGAUUUGAAUGUAUUAUGUUAGCUUAGCCUACUCUGUUGAUGUUGGUAUAUCAGGCUUCUAAAUUUCAGAAACAUGGUUGUUGCAAAUUGCAACGUCUACAUGAAGGAACCCUUGAAAUAGGGAUGGAGUACAGGACAGUUUCUGGACUUGCUGCUCCUCUUGUGAUUCUUGAUAAAGUGAAUUUGCAGGCAUUACUUCCAAGUCACAACCUGCAUAUUUUAGAAAUUCGUUGGAUAAAUAUUUGAAUAUGGUGCUUUUCUAAGGAGCAUACAAUUUAUCUCUUGUGGAAUGAGUAUUGAUUUGCUGAUACCCUGUAGUUAGCAUACAGAGGAGGUUGCUUGGCUGUCAAAAGAAUUUUAUUAUCUUAUAUUCCCUCCGUUCCAAAAUAGAUGACUCAAUUUUGUACCAACUUUAAUACAAAGUUAGUACAAAGUUGGGUCAUCUAUUUUGGAACUGAGGGAGUAGAAGGUUGCUGUAUUGAGAUUUUGGAAUAAAGUGCUUCAUUGGAAGUCUGUAAGCAGAAGUUUGGUGCUGCUUCGUUGGAUUUCAGUGAGGUUAUGAUAUAGUGCUAGACUGACAGCUUUAGUACUACUUAUUUCAUGACUGCUUCUACAUAUUUCUAGGCUGUGCAUUUCUAUGUUUGAUUACUGUGUGUUGUCUCAAACCCUGCUAGACUUGUAUCAUUUGUGUUGUAUGUCAUGGAACCGAAACUAGCAUUUUGGACAUUCAUUGGACACUAUUGUAUACUCCGACUUCAAUUCCAUGAGAGUAUUGAACUUGGCACUGAGAAUCAUCCCAUGGAACUGAAAUUAGCAUUUAUCUCCGAAACCAGAACAUAUAGUUCACUACUGAAGUAGCUACCAAAAUUUUGCAAGGUGUUGGACCUUUUCACAUAUGUUGCUGAUCGUUUCUUCUUUAUCGGUGUACGGUUUGGCCGAUUCCAGUGAGACGUGCCUCGAGCGUAUGUUGUCGAUGCGACAAUGAGAAGAUCCCCUCUUUGGGCCCUCCCCCUCUAGUUUUGCCUCUCAUGCUUCCUGUUUCUCUGUUCUCAAGGGAGGUUCACUGGUUCUUUUGCAGGUUUGUGUUACUAUUUGUCUUGUUUAAAUGGCCAAAGGUGCAUGGAAAUUUCUAUGGAAUGUCACUCAAGGAGGGUCAGACAUAGUUCAAAGUUGAGUGAUAUCCUCAUGGCCAACAAGGAUUGAUCCUGAUUCAAGCUGGAAAGUUUUGCUUUCGUGCGAGUGUCAUAUACAUGUAUUGUUUCUUGGGCAUUGAAAGUUAAGGAAAACACUUGUUUGAUUGGUUGAGCGCAGCUUGCCAUUUGUUGAGAUUUGUUACUUCAGUUAGAAAAUUUCAGUCUGAGUCUGCACCAUAAUUCCUAACAACUCAAUGAAGGUCUGGCUUUGUUUUAUCCUUUUCUAUUGCUUCAUAUUCAAUUAAUUCCAAGAUACAUUUGAUAACUAUUAAUAGUUGUAGAUGUUGCAGGUUGCAGAUACUAAAUUUAGGAUUCAUUUAGUAUCCAAUGCUUUCAUUUUCACAUCGGUACUGAAUUAUCCAAUACUAAAUUUAGGGUUCAUUUUCCAGCUACACCAUAUAUUUGAUUUUUCACUUCCUGACAAUAAGUGUCAAUUAUACUAACAUGUCCUGAACUCUUUUGCUUGGUCAUGAAAAGAGCAGUGGGUGAAAAUGUUGGCUUAGAAAUUCAGAACAUCAAAGAAGUGGUCGGGGGUCGGGUCAUGGUAAGUAAACACUUUACAGUGUGAGUCCGGCUUAUCAUUUGGACUUGAUUUAAUGAAAUGAACAAUGAUGCGUACGCAUUUCCAGAAUAUAGUUUCUUCAAUGCAGCGUAUGUGUCUUUUACUCUAGCUUUUGUAUGCUAAUACUUCCACAAAAAUGUAUGGCCGUCUUUGCAUUGUACAUUGUAAUGUCUGAUUAUUUGUCAGUCAGGUUAAGAUCAUAAAUGCAUCAUUAGUCCAUCGAUCCUGUUUGAUCCAGCAGGGUAUACCUUGCUGCUAGCUUUAUACUAUCUAGAGCAUAUUUCUUUUUCUCUUUGUUUAAUUAAAUAGCGUAAUACUAUUGUUAUAAAGAAAUAUGAACAGGCGACAUUAUCACAGCCACCGAUCCCAAUGGGGUCCUCAGGGACAAGAACGUACGCACUACCUCCCUUCUUUUUCUUUACCCCAACCAAGCUCCAAAAUCUGGUGAGUCACGGGGGUGCAAUCCUCUCCUCAGGCUGACCGACAACCUCCAAAUUUCUUCAUCAGGUCCUACAGUCGAUCAUGAGCUACUGUGCCAUCUUGGUGGACGCCGUGACGUUCGUGCAGGGAGCUCUGCCGCAGAUCAUCGCCAACACGGACAAGGCCUUCUUCGACAACGCCAUGGACGUGAUGAGGGAGGCGGCGGAGAUAUGCUACCGGAAGGUGGACGGCAUCGAGUGCAUCACCUGCCCUCACAAGCCGGAGGGGUCCAUGUUCUUCAUGGUGAAGCUGGACCUCUCCUGCUUGGACGGCAUCGCCGACGACGUCGACUUCUGCACCCAGGUCGCCCGCGAGGAGUCCGUGGUCAUUUGCCCAGAUCCGCGCACUGGAGAAGCGGAAGAAGGCAGGCAAGUACGCCAAGAAGGUGAAGGCCAAGGUGAGGAGGAAGAUGCACGAGAUGGAGAACACCUUGGAGCCUGAUGAGUUUGCUGACCUUUGGAAAGGGGAAGACUAGCUAGUGCGGGCGACUGUACCAAUGAAUUUGAUCGUCAAACUCAAACCCAUGCAUGCUGGCGGCUAUGGCCAAGCACUGAAUUUUGCAUUAUCAUGUGCACCGGACGAACCGCCGAACAGGGCCACCGCAGCGUUAUUGCCGGCCGUGCUUCGGGGGAGCAACCGCUCUGCCUGCGCCGGCGCUCAGUCGCUGCGCCUCCGGUGGCCGCUUCUUCUCCGACUCCGGCAUAGAUUUAGCCCUCAAGUGCUGAAGCCCCAGCGUCUCACCCCAUGGCGAAGAAGAGGAAGCGCAGCUCCGAUGCUUCCGCCCCUGCUGCCGUAGAGAAGCCUGACGACUCUGCGCCAGAGCGGCCGGAACGCACCCUCUUCGGGUUCAAGGACUCGGCUGACGAGCCUGCUUCUAAGGACGCAGGGCCGCUCUUCCGGAACAAGGAGAAGGUGCUCAUUACGUGCUCCCGCCGCAUCAUUUACAGGUACCGGCAUCUAAUGCAGAACGUGGUGUCAUUGCUGCCGCAUGCCAAGAAGGACAACAAGGUUGAGUCCAAGCAGAGCAAGGGCAGCGCGCUCAACGAGCUGGUCGAGCUCAGGAGCUGCUCAAGCUGCCUCUUUUUCGAGUGCAGAAAACAGAAAGAUCUUUACCUUUGGAUGGUCAAGUCCCCUGCAGGGCCAUCAGUGAAAUUUCUAGUCAAUGCUGUUCACACCAUGGAGGAACUGAAGCUCACCGGCAACCAUCUGAAAGGGUCACGUCCUCUGCUAACAUUUUCUUCAAAUUUUGACCAGCAACCUCAUUGGAAGCUCUUGAAGGAAAUGAUAACACAAAUUUUUGCUACUCCAAAAGAUCAUAGGAAGGCAAAACCUUUUCAUGAUCAUGUUUUUGUGUUCUCCAUUGUGGAUGACCACAUUUGGUUCAGGAAUUACCAGGUAUCUGUACCCCACAAUGAGAUUGCCAAAGUUGAUAAAGGAGGCCUAGAUAAAAUGACACUUGUUGAGGUUGGCCCCAGGUUCUGUUUGAAUCCAACAAAAAUAUUUGGUGGUAGUUUUGGUGGCCCCACAUUGUUCGAGAACCCAUUCUAUGUGUCUCCCAACCAGAUCCGCGCACUGGAGAAGCGGAAGAAGGCAGGCAAGUACGCCGAGAAGGUGAAGGCCAAGGUGAGGAGGAAGAUGCACGAGAUGGAGAACACCCUCGAGCCUGAUGAGUUUGCUGAUCUUUGGAAAGGGGAAGAGUAGCUAGUGCAGGCGACUGUACCAAUGAAUUUGAUCGUCAAACCAAUGCAUGCUGGCGGCUAUCGCCAAGCACUGAAUUUUGCACUAUCAUGUGGUAGUUCUUGUAUGACAAUCAAAGCAUGUGUUAAUUUAUGUAAACAACUUGAUUUUGUUCUUGCUCGUAUCCUACUGCCUGUGUGUUUCA